UUAAGAUGUCUGGCAACCCUGAAAGAGCUCUAAGACUGAGUGGAACAAUGAAGAACGAAAAGUAGUUUUGUGGUUGGUUUUGGGAGACAUGUAAGGAGAGGGAAGUUGUGAGGUCUGAGAAUAUAGGGCAAAGUCUGAAGUUUUCUAUUAAAUGACCUAAAUAGGCAAGAUGGGGCUUUUUCAAAGACCUAUAUGAGAAUAGAUGAGUCAUUUCUGAAAUUAUGGCUUCUACGUUUUAGUCAGAAGGUGGUGAAUCCUAAAUAUAUAAAUUUUGGCCCAGAAUUUCAUACUAUAAAGGAUAAUGCUUCAUUGAAAACCUCAUUUUAUUGUCAUCCCUCUCUCAAUAGUGCAAACCAAGGCACCCAAAUAUGAGGCAGAGGUCCAGGUCUUCUUUACCAGGACAGGGAGGGAAGCCUGAGAGUUUGGUAGGUCCCAAAGAGGGACCGCUCCAGCACUUAGUCCUUGAGAACACCUGUCUGGUGCCAGUUUGAUCCAGGAAGCAGCCCGUCUUUGGGCUCGUUUUUUCGGGUGGCAAGACAUCUGAUCCACCUCGAGAACAAGUUCCCUGUUGCUUUACACACUUCGCUACAGCUAACGCUGCUGGCGGCGGUUGGGCUCUCUGCUGAGGAAGGCACAGCUCACAUGUACCCCGGGGAAGGGGAUGUUAAGAUCUGCAGAGGGCUUCCCGCAGGAGGAAACAAAUGGGAGUUGCUGGUGGUCCAGACAGUUUAGCAAAGGACGUCUCUGGGAGGAAAGUGACUCGUACUCAGAAGGUCCGGUGCGGAUAGGUGGAGGGUACCAUUCACAGCACUCUGGUACCGGGGGACAUCUUCCCUGCCUCACACAUCCAAUAGCUAACCCUCAGUGGUUCACGUAGCCAAUUGCAGACUUCAGCUGAGCUCCACGCAGCCAAUGGCCGGCCCGAUGCGCUGCGCUGGUGCCCGCCCGCCUGCGACCGCCAAUAAGGACUCUGGCCACCUUCGCACCGCCCCACCCAUCCGCCCCGCCUCCAAGUCGCUAGAGCAGAGAGGGCAGGGCCAGGGACGCUCUUGGGGCGGGGGUAGUGGGGGGGACAGUCAGGUCCUGGCCCUCCGCGCGGGUGGGCUCGGAGCAGGCCGCACGGGGCAGCAGCAUCACUCCCAUCUGGAGGCUCUCUGCCCUGUUCCCCUCUUACCCACCCACACCCGGCCCGUGGUGCGAGGCUGGGAGCCGCCGCCCGGGCUGGACCGCGCUGUCUCUGAAGGGCACAAAUCAGACCGCACCAUGCCUCCUAAUAAAGAGGCCAGCAGUGUUACUAGCUCACCAGCAGGGCUCAUCUGCCUUCCUCCAAUUUCUGAGGAGCUACAGCUUGUGUGGACCCAAGCAGCCCAGACCAGUGAGCUAGACAGCAAUGAACACCUGCUACAAACCUUCAGCUACUUUCCCUAUCCCAGCCUAGCAGACAUUGCCCUUCUCUGCCUACGUUAUGGGCUACAGAUGGAGAAAGUCAAGACUUGGUUCAUGGCCCAGCGCCUCCGCUGUGGCAUUAGCUGGUCAUCUGAAGAAAUAGAAGAGACUCGAGCACGAGUGGUAUACCAUCGGGACCAACUCCACUUCAAAUCCCUUCUCUCUUUUACUCAUCAUGCAGGGCGGCCACCAGAGGAGGUGCCACCUUCUCCAGUGCCACCUUCAGAACAAGUUGGUUUUGGAAUAGGCCCUCUGACUUUUAGAGAGCCCCCCCAGAUAAAAGGAUUGAAGGUAGAACCUGAGGAGUUCUCUCAUAUAUCAACACUGCCACUGAGUCACCAGAAAGCAAAGGAGUCCCUUUUGACACCUGGCAGUGGAACAUUCUCCCAAUCAGAUUUUUGGCAGGAUCUUCAAAGUAGUGGCCUCUCUAAGGAACUAGCAGGCAGUGGUCCUGACCACUCACAUGGUGUAGGUACUUCUUCCUGGAACCACUCCAUAGCUGUCCACCAGUCACGUGCUCUGGAUAAGCCCCCAUCAAUCUCAUUACUUGCCAGUAGUUGUAAGGAGGAGUCAGCACCUAGUAUGACUCCUUCAUCCUCCUCUACCUCCUCUUCUUUCCGGGUACUAGCUAAUGGAGCUACUGCCACCUCUAAACCCCUCCAGUCAGUAGGCUAUAUCCCACAGUCACUCUCACCCAAGGAACAGGCACUACCCCCACAUCUGGAGCCAGCCUGGCCUCAAGGGCUACGGCAUAACUCAGUACCAGGUAGGGUUGGCUCCACAGACUACCUUUCCCCAGAUAUGCAACGCCAACGAAAGGCUAAGCGUAAAACCAAAGAGCAGCUGGCUAUUCUCAAAUCCUUUUUUCUACAGUGCCAAUGGGCACGGCGUGAGGAUUACCAUAAAUUGGAACAGAUCACUGGUUUACCUCGGCCUGAGAUCAUUCAGUGGUUUGGUGACACACGCUAUGCUUUGAAGCAUGGGCAACUAAAAUGGUUUCGGGACAAUGCAGUACCUGGUGCCCCUAGUUUUCAAGACCCAGCGAUUCUUACACCACCGUCAACCCGCUCUUUGAAAGAAUGGGCUGAGACACCACCUCUACCAAUUCCCCCGCCCCCACCGGAUAUACGACCUUUGGAGAAGUAUUGGGCAGCCCACCAACAGCUACGGGAAAUUGAUAUCCCUCAGCUGAGUCAGGCAUCAAGACUUAGCACCCAGCAGGUACUGGAUUGGUUUGACUCUCGAUUACCUGAGCCAGCUGAGGUGGUAGUUUGUCUAGAUGAGGAAGAGGAAGAGGAAGAAGAGGAACUGCCGGAGGAUGAGGAGGAAGAGGAAGAGGAAGAAGAUGAGGAGGAGGAGGAUUAUGUGAUCAUACAGGACUGAGCGAGGGAGGGAUUUUGGGAAGGAAAAGAUCUGUUACUAAAAGAUGAACCAAAUUUUAGUAACUUUAAACAAAGAAACUACAUUUUUUUAAAUUACCUUGUGGCAAAGAAUUUAAAAGCUUUUGUAUUCUUCAGGGUGGGUGAUGGGGUUGUAGUAAGUUGAGGGUGGACCAGGGAGGAUGAUCAUAGUACACAAAAUCAGGGAUUGGAUCAGCAAAUAAUCCAGUACUCUAGCCACAUGUAGAGGAGGCCAAGAACCUGGGUGAGGAAAUGUCUCCUGUUCUUGUAUAGGCUAUUCUUUCCCCUUAAUGUACUACAGAAAAUAGACCUCAGCUGCACAUAUAUAGGAGGCCUGGAAAGAAGGGGUAAAGAAUUCUGACUUAAAUAAUAAUUCUAAUGAAUCACCAAUCCCACCAUUUUCCCUGGAAUAUAAGGCUGUCUUGUACUGUUUCCUUCCUCUCUGAGCACAAAUUCUGUAUAAUGCAGCUAAGAUUCUCAAUAGGUACCAGGCCUUGUCAGAAAUACUCUCUCUUCUUAUAUCAAUUUGAUGGCUGUGUGUUUUACCUGCUUCAUCACCGAAUCACUGGUGGUAAAAAUGUUCUCAUUUUUUAUACUGGGACAGCUUUGUCUUCUACCAUUUUAUCUUUACAAAAUCCCCUCUCUAUUAACUAUUUGUCUCAGGGUAAAUCUUUCCCACAGAGUUUGUAAAAAAGUUUUAAUAAUAGGUAGUGAAUAUUUAGUCUGGAUAUUUAUUGGAGGUGAGAAUUAGGAGAAGAUAUCCUUUAAAAAAGUAGAAUUACAUUAUAGAGUGAUGGAGAAGAGGGGAUGAUUUCUCCUGUUCAAAGGAAGGAUGGUAGGAAGUUCCAGGUUUGGUUUUACAAACUUGACACAAGCUCCUGUCUAGUUUGACAAAGACUGAUUUUUCUUCUUUCCAGCCCCCACCACAACCUCCUUGGCUCAGUUUGCAUCCAAAGAGAAUUUUCCCUCUCUUAACUGAAUUAAUUAUUGAUGUUUUGGAAUGAUUUUCUUCAGUUGGGAUCAUAUACAAAGCAAAAAGAUAUCAAUGGGUUAACUAUCUGAAAAUAAGAGUGGAAGCCCCAAAUUGCUAGAAUAAUAAUAAAAAAGCCAAAAAUAAAA
Molecule: messenger RNA, 3965 nt
Organism: Ictidomys tridecemlineatus (thirteen-lined ground squirrel)
Lineage: Eukaryota; Metazoa; Chordata; Mammalia; Rodentia; Sciuridae
Gene: Homez
Product: homeobox and leucine zipper encoding
Biological process (GO): regulation of transcription by RNA polymerase II
Cellular component (GO): nucleus
Molecular function (GO): DNA binding; DNA-binding transcription factor activity, RNA polymerase II-specific
Source: RefSeq, a predicted model, not a curated record